GUGGGCAUGGUGGUGGUGAUGAUGUUGUUGUGGUUGGAUGUUGUGGUGUUGGGUGAUGAUGUGAUCUGUUGUUGAGCACCGGUGUCCUUUUAUCGAUCGCCGUGUUGGGCUCUCCGGGGCCGGUGACGGCGACGGCCGAGGGCGCGCCAAGGAUUCUCGGCGGCUCCCGGAGGGGUCCGGGGCGGGGAUCGGAGGUGCCUAUCGGCGGUGGCAGGACUAUUGAUAAUUUGCAUGUUUGAUGGAAAUUGAGCUAAUGCAGAAUUAUUUCGGUGGAGAAAUGCUUUCAGCAAGGAUGAUGCUAUUGAAACAAAAUGUUGUGCAGUGGAUGACCAGUUCGGGGACCCCUAACCCAGCGCCCUUCUGUUCAACCCCACAUGCUCUGUCCCUCUCUUCUUACAGCCACAGACCUCAAAUCUGGCAAGCUUCAACAUCCCAUGCGUAAUUGUCCUCUUCAAUCAUGACUUUCCCGUCGUCACUACCGCGAUAACCACUCCACUUCUUUUGGUCCUUUUCUCGCAAUGGCUGACACGGUGUUAGCGCCUGGUUCAAGUUCGGCGUUCGUCCAUGGCACUCACCCAGAGUCUACUGUACUUGAUGUAGACGCCACCAAAGAACAACACUUUCUUCUCGCCUUCCUGGAAAUACUUCGUCAAUGAGCGGCUCUGGAGCUUCAAUGAGGGUGUCCUACCUCAACCUGUGGCUCAUGCCACUCCGUAGCAGUCUCACCAACAUAAAACUUAGUCGAAGCAUCAAUCUUCGCAACAUUAUCAAUCUCAGCUGAGGCCCCAAUGACAACCGAUGUGCCCUUAGUAGUCCAAGUAGUAAUCCGGAUAUCCCUCGCCGCUAUAGUCGAUGUGAUAACAUAAAAACCGCCGCUCUUCUUGAUGUCAGGGAACCUCCUCAGGAGAUCCUUGGCAUUCUUGUUCGCCCAUGUGCUGAAGGGGUCUUUGAGCCCAAACGAUCUCUUCUCGACCGGAUCAUUGCACAGGAGGAUCGCCCCAAACUCCCCCUUAAGCUCAUAUCUGUAGGCAGAGGAGAAGGUGGCAGGAAUGUUGGCUUGAGUUGCGGCAGAUGUUGAGAUCGCAACCCUGCUGACGGUUUCCGUUGUCUUGGGACCCCAUUUGGAGCUUUCUCGCCGCUUUUCCCACGUUCGUCCUACGAAGGGGCUUAGGCCAAAGGCUUUGAGUUCUUGCGGCUUGGUCACGUCAACGAUUCUCUGCCAGUCGCCCCUGUCGUCGAUGAAGCCGCAGACACCGGGGUAGGCGUCGAGAUCGGAGGCUGGGUUGAGCAAGGCAUGGCCGAAGCCAGACUUUCGCAUCCCAUAGGCGUAGUCCUCGAACUGGAAGGAUUCUGCUUUUAUGGUCAUGGUUGAGGUGAUGUCCGCCGCUUGACUGUGGUGAGGUAAAGGUGCAUGAGGUGAAAGUAUCUGUCGUUGGGCUGCAUGGAGACCUUGGAAGUGACGUUGAGGAUACUUGAGGGGCUUUUGGAACCAAUGGAUAACAGGCGCAGAUGUUUGAACCACACAGGGAACAGACCCCUCGAUUGGGCCCCGUGCCCAUCAACGGAGCAGCCCAACCUUGGAACACCAUGUCGCCCAAUUUGCGGCCGGCAUUCUGCUUCUCUACACUCCACAACACAGUGUAUGAUGGGUCAACAACAGUAUCAGAAUGUCUUGGGGCUGUUCCUCGCCUGGGAAGAAGAUGGAGGAGAGCAUGCAUCUUCGGGGGAGAACCCGUUUCACACGCAACUGGAGGAGUUUGUCCACACUCUUCAGCUGGGAUACAACUAUGACAUUGAGCAGUGGCUCAUUCCGUCAGAAAAAUAUCCUCGUGCCUUGGACAAGAAACUCAACGAGACUGUCGAGCGGAUCAAUGAAUGCAGUAAGAAGGAGGAGGGCGCAUUGGACCUGCUCAUCAUCUACUACGGUGGUCAUGCGGUGGCCAACCCCUACGAACCCGAUAAUGACCUGUUAUUAGUUCCAUGCCCAAAAAGCAAGGACGUAUCCGUUUCUUGGGCGACGGAUGUUUUAUCAAGAAUCCAAUAUGUAGAGGGUGCUGAUAUCCUGAUUCUCUUGGACUGCUGCUACGCGCAGAGAGGCCAGCAUGCGAUAGAUCACAUGCAUCGGCCACCGCCGAGACCAAUGGUCACUCUCGCGGCUGUUGACAUUGAUGGCAAGGCUAUCCAAGAUGGGGACUAUACGUUCACCCAAAACCUAUGCGCACAACUUGAGGAGUUUGGAAACAAUACGGAGACUUUUAGUAUCAGCCAGUUUCAUCGAGCCCUUCGACGAAGGACCGCUAGUUGGAGACGACGUCAACCCGACGGCAAGAUUCCAGAUCCUCUGAUGUCCUCCAACACAACUCAUGAGUUUGGGUUGCUGGGACCGCUUGAGCCGCAAGUAGACCCGGCUGAGACGUCGACCGUGGGAAGAGCUAUAUCCGCCAAACCAGCUGGGCAUGCCAAAGAGGAACGGUGCCCCGUAACCGCAGAGAGGUCUUCAUCUGCCCUUGCCGCCUCUCAGCUCAAACCUCCAAGUCCUCGAGCCAUCAGCGCGGGAACCCAUUCACCAGCUUCUCUCAAGAAUGCAUCAUGGGAGGACAAUGUCAGUUGCUGCAUGGAAUUCCAUGAUGUGGAUGAGGCACGCCCUCCUAGUGCGCCCUCUUCAGUUCUCAGUUCUCGUUCCCUUUCGCCAGCCUAUUCAACAACCUCUCAAAACGGGCGUCUACGAACCGAAAGUCCUGAUACUCACCCUUGGGUUCCUAGCAUCGUCGACAUGCCCGCCACCUCACCCCACGACAAACUCAACAUCUACGUCAGUCCACCUGACGUGGAAGCAGUUAUGCCCACCGCUCCGAUGAGUUGUUCCCCUGCUGCUUCAUCGAGCUCCUUACAAGAGUCAAUUCUGCCGCCAAGAAACAAGAGAGAUCACCAAAAGUGUUAUGAUGUGCGACUGUCACCUUCUGCUCCGUACGAGAGUCCCAGGAUAACCCCACGGGGAAGCAAAGAAAGGACAGACAACGUGCCAUACCCGCGACAUUCGCAGACAGUCAUGCCAAUAUUGCGAAAUCGAAGGUCACAAACAUUUGACAAUGCUGAUUUUGGCCGGGCAAAGGAUGGCUAUGGAGGUCCGCGUUGGCAAGCGCAGGCUGACUCUGACUCCGAGGAUGAAUUUUGGCCCCCGGAACACUCGGGACCUCGUCAUCAGUUGUAUGGUGGUUAUCGGCGGUGAAAGGGGAGGUUGACGGUUCAGAGGUAGCGUGAUUGUUGGUUUGUUAUGACUCCGGAGGAUCGGUGUUGCGGACAGCGACUGAGCACAACGGAGGAAUGUUUCUGACAGAUGUCUUGAUGUAUGUAAACUGGACCAAUAUCUGGUUUCUUCAUACUUUUAGAUGAACAAGACAAUAUAGAUACACGUAUUGAACACCAUUCU
Molecule: messenger RNA, 3430 nt
Organism: Podospora pseudocomata
Lineage: Eukaryota; Fungi; Ascomycota; Sordariomycetes; Sordariales; Podosporaceae
Exons: 2
Coding region: 1442-3229 (595 amino acids)
Source: RefSeq, a predicted model, not a curated record